Messenger RNA from Emiliania huxleyi CCMP1516, 753 nucleotides. RefSeq lists its product as hypothetical. The transcript has a single exon. The record is from RefSeq and is a predicted model, not a curated record. The coding region runs from base 1 to 753 and encodes 250 amino acids. NCBI's taxonomy places the organism in Eukaryota, Haptophyta, Isochrysidales, Noelaerhabdaceae.
AUGCAUAUGCGCGGAGGCUCUCUGCUCCUCCUCUCUGUGGGCACCGCAGCGCUCCGCCUCCCGCCUCCGGCAGCGUGCGCGCGGCCGACUCUCGCCUCGCCCGUCCGCGCCGCGAAUCCGGCGCUCUCGGCUCCUCGCGCCGCCGCUGCAUGCCGCACCACCACGCCGGUGCUCACGGCUACUGCUCCACCGACACCGCUGACGCAGCUCGCGUCGCGGCUGUGGUCGUGGGGCUGGCUCAACUGGUGGGUGCAGGGAGCGCUCUCCGUCGUCGGCGCUGUCCUCCUCCUCUUUGCCAACUCGGUGUCGUCGGCGAGUGUGAGUGCGCCGGCGCUUGCGGGCCGCGCGCUCGCGCUGGCGGCAUGCGCCACCUCGUUCGCGUCGACGUUCUGGCAGUGGGGCUACACGCGGCUGGCCGUGCGGAUCCGCAGGCGGCCCGAGCGCUGGACUGCCGCGAGCGCCGCGUCGAACGCAGCAAGGGCGCUGUACGUCGGCACCGCGCUCAACCUCGUCGGGAUCGGGAUCGCAAUCGUGGGCGCGGAGGCGAUCGUGGGCAACCUCGCCGCCAAGGCGCUCACCCAGGGCUCGGCCGUCGUCCUCGACGGGCGCGCCGCCGCCGCCACCGUCCAGGCCCUCGACGUGCUCAUCGUGCAGGCAAACACAAACACGAUCGCCGCCUGCUUCUUCGGCCUGCUCACGUCGAUGCGGCUCAAGCUGGCGGCGGCGACGGCCGAGCGGGCCGCCGAGGCGUGA